This is a messenger RNA of Acanthaster planci (crown-of-thorns starfish), 2035 nucleotides long. RefSeq lists its product as uncharacterized. Lineage: Eukaryota; Metazoa; Echinodermata; Asteroidea; Valvatida; Acanthasteridae. The record is from RefSeq and is a predicted model, not a curated record.
UAAGCGGGAGAGCGCGGGUAACGUGAUAAAUAUAGCUGGGGAUUUCCCUACAAACUGCAAACCCGAAAAGAUGGAUCUUCUCCUUGCUUUGUUGAUGCUCCUAUGCAUUGGUGGAGUCCUAGGCGAUUCCGUAGCUGUUGACCAACCUAAACAAUCCAAGAUAAGAAGGAAUCGAACUGAUCUGGAAUACAUAGAGCAAGUCGUUACUCUGAACAGGUCUCGCCCCAGAAGAGACGGUGGUGAAAGCGUUAAGGACUCCCUCUAUGUGUCAGAAGAGCAUGUCUACAUACAAACACGUCAAACGCAUCAGAUACCAUGCCUCAGCUGGGCAGGAGAAGAAGUUUUGUUCACAUUCUGGUUCAGGGGAGAACAAGAAUUAGCCCGCCAGAUACCUACCUACGUGGGUGAUAGUUACUCUCUGAACGAUCGUUAUCAACUGUCUGAAACGCAUAGUCUCAUUAUAAAAAAUGUUGAGAGGAGUGACGAAGGUGUGUAUGAGUGCAGAGUGGUGCUAAGCAAGACAGGCGUCCAGCAUGAAGGAUCUGUCGCUGUUACGGUUUUGGACUCACAUUUUCCAGCUACGGAUGUUGCAAAUAAGACUAAUCUGGUCAUUGAACGAGGACAAAGCCAUGAAAUCCGCUGUCCUCUCCUACUUUCAAGACCUGUAUCUAGCUACAAUAUCUACUGGUCUCUGGACAUCGAAGAGACAAAUGACACAAGCGUCAUUGGUGCCAGGUACUCAAAUGGAGACAUCGUGGUGAUGACUGACUACAGUGGUAACUACAUCGUGCGAGAUGAUGGAACUUUAUCCAUCAACCCACUCAAAGCGUCCAACAGCCGAUUCUGGUGUCAUUUGUUUCUAAAGGGGUCAGGAAUACUUUCUGAGUGCAUAGAUGUCAUUGGAAAAGUGACCUCAAAGGAACAUUUUCCCGCGAUUUCCAACUGUACAUCUGAUGAGGAUUGCACGUUGAAUGUAGAGAAUGAAUAUCUCCGCUUAAAUUGUUCGGUUGAAAACAUCUAUCCUGAACUUGAACUUUCGUGGUCUCUGGGUGACUGUCAAGAGUCCAACCGACCCAUAAUAUCAACUAAAGCAUAUUCACUCUACAACAAAACAAGCGAGACAUACAGUCAACAAGAGGAGCUGCAGAUGCAUCUACCAGCAAACGCUUCCAUCAAAUGCACAUUCAUCUGUAAUGCUUCUGGUUUAGCUAUCAACAACCCCCCUGUCACUGGGAAAGUCGUCGUGGUAUCAGAUCGAAGGUUUGGUUCGGAUGGCAAAGACAUUCUACUCGCUAUCAUUCCGGCGAUCUGUGUGACAUUUGUGAUCUUGGUCAUCGUGAUCUGUGUUGUUUUGGUGAAGCAUCGAUCUGGUGCCAAAUGCAGGAUCUGUCCAGAGAAAGGUAUCAUUUGUUCAUGCGUGAAGGGCAAGGGGAUGGACUCAAACCAAGGUAAAGGUAUUGAUGAAGAAGUGACGCUCCUCACUGUGAAAUCAUACAACAAAGACAAUUAUCCUCGUGUACAGAAUCAAACAGAGGGGCAAGCAAAUACCUCGGCCAUCCCUGAUCGUCCUGUGUAUUCUUAUAACCAUACUUCGAGUGCAGGGGAGGGACCUUCCUCAAACGAGUCUGGCAGACAUGUCUACACCCGCGAGCAACACAAACAUUAUACAAUGUAUAAUUACAUUCUGAAAAUAGUGUCACCGCGGAAAAAAAGUCAUCCAAAGAAAAAAACAGCAGGGAGCCACCAGGAACAAGUUCGUGAAAUCAAAGCAGCCUCUAUACCGCUUCCAGAUGACAAUUCAGACGAGGAUGAAUGUGAAGCAGGAAGGCUUUUGGAAAUGCAACAACUAAGCCCACCAGCUUGUAGCUCAGCAGGAGAUGAACCAUGUGUCAACAAGAAAAUGCAGAGAGAAGAAAGUCAUACAGCAGAAUACAACCUUCUGUUACAUGAAAACAACGAAACGAACCAAGAGAUUGUGGACAAAGCCAAGAGUCCCUCAAAAUCAACGAUGAACUGGAGAAACAAGAGCUUAUAA